This is a messenger RNA of Contarinia nasturtii (swede midge), 8134 nucleotides long. RefSeq names its product limbic system-associated membrane protein. Gene Ontology annotation, biological process: synapse organization; homophilic cell-cell adhesion. Bases 6652 to 8076 code for a protein of 474 amino acids. Lineage: Eukaryota; Metazoa; Arthropoda; Insecta; Diptera; Cecidomyiidae. The transcript has 13 exons. Gene Ontology annotation, molecular function: protein binding; axon guidance receptor activity. The record is from RefSeq and is a predicted model, not a curated record. Gene Ontology annotation, cellular component: axon; neuronal cell body; plasma membrane.
UGUAACAGUUCAAAAGUUACAACAGGAAUUUAAUUUACAUUGAUAUACUGGGAACAAAAAAAAAGUUUCUUUCUUACACAUUUCAAUUGUUUGUCUUGUAGUCUUGUCAAAGUUUUAAAACCGAAUCGGUUACGUUUAUGAGUAAAACGAAAAAUUCCGGUGAAAAUUUCGUGACAUUUGAUUUUUUUUUUUUUAAAUACAAAUUAAAAUCAAAGUGAUUCGCUGAAUUGUUGUGCAAAAACCAGAAAAUACGAACUGUGAUUGCAUUGAUAUAAAUACCGCGAUUUAUAUUUUGUGUCAAUUGGCAAAAUUGUUGUUUUCCUGGUUGCGAAUUGGCAUUUUUACUUCCCCGUGCCAUUUUUUUUCUCUCGCCCAUAACAUGCACUUUUACCAAAUUCGUCGCUAUUUCGCUGCACUAAAUUAUGUGAUUUGGUAACAUUUAGCUGUGAAGCAAGUGUAUAUACGUGUAUAUAUACAUAAACGGGAAUUACAAGAGGAAAAAUACACGCAUAGAACAUCGUAAAGAGACGAAGCAACCCGAGAAACGAGAGAAAAUUGCAAACGAUACUAAAAUUUCGGCGAAUGCAUCCAUAUCCAAACGGAAGCCAAACAGAAAUUGUGCAAAAUAGAGAGAACAGCAAAAUCGGAAACAACGAGAUUAAUAACAAUAAUUUAUGUGGAAUGAAAUUGACGAUGAAAAUUUGAUUUAUUCUUAUUUGGAAUGCAGUUUCUAUCACUCCAUCUAGUUAAAGUUAAAAUUCCAUGCACUCACUGACCGCUGUGUAAAAUUUUACAGAUUUUUUUUCUUUUUCAUUUGAACCGGAGCGAAAACGCUUCGUCAAAGAGAGAAAAAAGAUAGAGGGAAAGCGAAAGAGAACGAGAGUUAGUGUAUCAUCUAUAUAAUUCAGUGUUGGAAAAUUCAAAAUUUCUCAUCAUAAUUGUCCAAAACGCGAUAACGUUAACGAGAGAUAGACAAUCGAGAAUCGGACCGUGAGUUGUGUAUGCGAGAAUAACAAAAUACGUGACAUGAUUUCAAAAUACAAAUAAACAAUGAUAAACGAGUAAAACGGCUCGAAUGCAUUUCUAUCCGUAUUGUCGCGAAUGUGCGCGCUCUGUCUCACCAACACAAAAUAGCAUACACUCAAUGCACAUACAAAUUGUAAAGAGAGAAAAUAUCAAACAAUACAACUAACACUGCGAAAGAAAAAAAAACGGAAAGAGAGAAAGAACAAGAUACCGAUGGGAGAUGGUCUUGAGAGCAUUGCGCUGCAACCAACACAAUAUGCAUUGACCGAAAGAAAAAUGCAAAACUAAGUGCAGAAUAAAAAUAAAAUAAAAUUCUAUAAAUAAAAUAAGGACAGCAAAAAUUAAAAAAAAAAAACUUAAAUUUAAAAACAAGCUCAAAAACGCACCAAAAAAGAGAAAAAAAAAGGAAUCGAGCGAAAAACUUGAAGUGAACACAAAUAACAAUUAAUAAAACAGAUACACUGAAUUAGAGUGAUUCGUACAGUGAAAUUGUUUAUUCUCACAUACGAUUUUUUGGGAAACAAAAAGCGACAAACAUUGACAACGGUCACAGAAUAUUUAGAUACGGCAUAUUCUCUCUCUCAAAUUCUCGUCGUUUGCAUUUACACAAAUUUUAAUAAGUAAAACCCAAACACGAGCCAAGGGAUAGUGAAUUGAGAGUACGACAGCAUAAUUAAAUGCCAGUACACAGUGUAUGCAUGAGAAAAGACAACAGAAAACAGCACUAGUAGCCACAUCUAAAUUGUUCAUAGCAUAACAAAUUGCAAUUUCUCGAAAUUCUCGAGCAUUCGAAAACUGUACGUAAUUGGCUAUUUGACUGGUUUGGUGACAUUGCUUUGGAAUUCGUGAAAAUUUUCUUGAAACGAGAGAUUCUGUAUGACAUAUUGUGUUACAGUGCACCACAUAACAAACACAACACCAUCAGAGACCAAAUGCGGCAAGACCAGCGAAGAAAAGUGGAACUUAUACACGUAUAACUAGCACAAACGACAGAGAUCACAGCUAUUUGAUAUCGUGCUGUGACUUUUGGAUUUUGGGCGGCAGGAAAAACUUUUUCAUUUUUGCACUCACUUCACUCCAUGCGCCCAAUGCAUUCGUGUGUAAACAGUAACUAAUUCGUCUCUAUUCAUUCAUCAUUCGUUUGGUUGUGCCACAUUUACAAACAAGCACACACACUCAUAUUUGGCAAAUAUUUAUUGUUGCUAAUCAUACACGAAAAGUAUACACUUGGAGCACAUUGACAUAUAUCAUAUCAACUAAGGAAACUCUCGCCUAAACAAGGAAAGAAACGACGACGAAGAUUUUUGCAUCUGUAGCAAAUGUCCAUACGGCGCGCGCGGUGAAUAGUCAAAAGCUAAAGUGCUAAUUAUUGUUUUGCAAAGUGAGUGUGAACGAACUAACGAACUAACGAGAUUCAUUUGUAUUUUUAUGUGUAUGUGCGUAUUUCAAUGUUGCAAGAAACGGUGAACAAGGACUAAAGCGGAAGGAAGCGAGAAUAUUAAAAAGGCCCAUUCAAACAUAUGAGAGAUUCAAAGACUCUGUGUGUGAUUGUCGAACUAUAGAAGUUGGAGUUUUCGUGCUUUAUAUUUGUGCAAAAAAAAAAUUGUGCAAGAGCAGCAGUUAUGUGUCGACCGUUUACAACAUCAACGCACUUUAUGAAUUCGAUUCGAGUAUGCCAUUCAUUUAACCGUCGCUAUUGCCAUAACUAUCACUGAAUGUGUUCUGACAGUUCGACAUCAUAAUAAUCAUUAUUGUGAAUCACGUUCCCAUUUACCGCGCCACAUUUUACCACAUCUAAUACAUAUACACGUUGAUUGUUGUGUGUAUUGUCUGCGAUUGAGCGAAUGCGUGUGCAAUUCUCUCUUUCUUCGGGCGUACAUAUAUAGACGAACCAAACGAGUUGCCGCGUUCAUCCAACAAAUUCACCGUGGCACACUCUUUUGUUGCCGUUUGUGCUGCUGCUGUUGUUGUUGUUGUCAAUGUUUUGUGUUUGAUUUGCUGCUCUGCUAUUUGAUGCAAAUUCCCUUGCCAUAAACGCGGAAUAAAUUAAGUGUAAAAAAGAGUAUACGGAAAUCAUAAACCAUAUUACGAAUUUUCUACACAUUUUCACGCGUGGCUUACGCUUGAAACAUCAAACAAUCAUCAAAAGCUAAGAGACACACAGAGAGACAGAUACAGACAAAAACGGUGAAAACAUUCAAAACAUUCGUGGUUUAAGUGAAACAAAAAAUAAAACGCCAGGAAAGGGACAGAAUAAAAAUAAAUAAAUAAAUAGACAGUGGAAUACGGCGGAAAAAAAAAAUAAAAGAAAGAGACAACGAAAAAAUAAAAUGCCAAACUAAGCUUCAAAACAUUUAGCAAAGUUUCCACGAUUCAAGUCGAAAACGGAAGUGAAACGGAAAAGGCAAACAAAAUCCUAUUUAGUUGGUGUCUUUCGCCGCAAGUGAAUCCUAGUGAAAAUAUUUUCGCUCUCUCAAUCAUUUUAUCGUGUAACUGAAAACAGCACAAACAUUCACAAUCGUACACAUUUAUAUACCGUAUGAAAAGCAAUUUUUCUUGUUGUUGUUGUUAUUGUGCGGCGCAUUCGUUGAUUCGGUCGACAUUGUUGUUCUCCUGAUUCAAUCUUUCGUCAUUUACUUUUUAUUAUUAUUAUAAUUUAUAUUUUAUUCCUGCUCAGUCGGAAUACACGUUCGGCCUGGCAUUUUCACUACUUAUACCAGUCAAUUCAAAAGUGGUUUCGUUUUAGAUGCUUGUUUCGUUGUGAUACGGUACUACAGUUACUUUUUUUUCUCACUCACCCGAUGUGUAUUCAUUGUGCCACCCGCCGCCAAUAUAUAAAAUAUAAUCGCGUACACAAUCCAAGCGGGGCGAAUUAACCAAAAUAAAAAAAAGAGAGAAUAAGUACGAACCGAGCGAGAGCGGAAAAAAAAUCUGCAGAAGACAGAGGAAAAAAAGCUCCAACAGCAGAAAAACAGAACAGUAACUAGAGUUAAAUUGCAAAAAAUAAAAAUAAAAUCAAAUCACUGCGUGAAAUAGAGAGACUGCCAUCUAAUUCGGUGCGGUAUACAUAUAUUUAUUUGUGCGCGAAAAAUAGACAUAUACACAGAGAAAGAGCGAAAAAAAAGACCAAAACUCUAAUCUAGAAAAGACAAAAAGACCAUUUUGUAAUGUGAAGGCGUAGAUUUUUGUGAUAAUUGAAUGUGAAUCUCGUUUUGUUGUGCCGUUUAUCGUGCAAUUUUACGGAUUAUUUUUUUUUGUUCCGUCGUUCAAACUCGAUUUUUUUUUCUAUUCAUUGUCGUUGUGUUGCUCGGUUGGUGGAAAUAUAUAUAUUUGUUGUGGAUUCAUUGCUAUAUUACGCGCGCACAUUCUUUUUCUGGGUAGUAAAACCGUUUUUUAUUCGGUGCGCGCAUUUCGGGACAAGUGAUUGCAUUAGAUGAACAUAUCUAUCUAUCUAUGUGUGCCAUGAAAUAAUAACACGCACAUCGGUUCCACCAACAAUAAUAACAAUAUCAACAAAACGAAAGCAAAGAACACCGAAAAAGAGAAUAAGAGACGAAAAUCAUCGAGAACCACAACUUUCCAUGCAAUCUCUUUUAUCGAGUGAAGUGGAAACCAGUUGUAUCGCACAACAACAACAAACGAUAUAAAGAGAGAUAGAGAUAGAGAGGGGGGAAAUUAGUGUAGCGUAAAAGAACUGCGAUCAUUUUUGAAGGAUUCAUCAAUUGAAUUAGUACAUAAAGCUGAAAUAAUAAAAAAUAAUAUUAAUAACAUACAACCAUCGAGAGAGCAGAGAGUUUGAGGAACGGCAACAACAACACAAAAAAAUCAAGUCGCAUCAUAUCCAUUCUCUCAAUUUCAUAUCACAUUGUGCACGCUCAUUUUGCCAAUUUGCCAAAAAAUUCAUUCGCAGAAAACGAACUGGGGCAGCGUGGAAGCGAGCACAAACAAUUUAACCAGGACGACGAACGAAGAAAAAACACACAAACAAAAAACGAUAUUAAAAUAAUAAAACAAAAAAAAACGAGCAGCGUGAGGAGAAAGAAAAACAAUAUAGAAGUUGUAAAAUCGGCAAUAGCUCAAAUAUCGAGAGUGGCGAAUAUCCACGCAAUAACCAGAAGAAAGAAGUUGCUGCGAAGAGGUCAGCAGCAAAAGCAAUAGCAUCAGCCGGAGAAUUGAGCAAUAUCAUAGUGAAUCAAAGGAAUAGAUUUGAGAGGGAAACGGCAAAGAAGAGAGUAUCUUUUUGGACUCGCACCAAUUCGAUUACAUUGAGUUAGACAAGUCGAACCAUCAUUUGCAGAAAAUACAAAAACAACAAAAACCGAAAGAUAGAAAGAACGAAAUUAAUGAAACUACGUUCCACAAACAUACUCAAACACGUCCAUUUAAAAGCACAGAGAAAACCUACCCCAUACAAGAGAUCUCGACUUCAUAAAACGAUAGUGCAUGCUGCUGGUGCACACUGAAAUUUUCAUUUUGAAUACACUUUGCUCUCGCACAUACAGUCGACCCGAGAACCAAAUCCUGCUGUGUAUGAGUGUAUCUGCGUAUAUGUGUGCCGAGAAAAUCAAACGGAUUGAACUGAAAUUGAAAAAAAAAGACGGGGAGAAACCCCAAAGUAGAGAAGAAAGGAAAAUUUUGCCCCGAAAAAAAGCAUUCGUUUCGAUUUCAAUGGAAUGAGCUGUAUUGAAUUGCAGGAAAGCUUUACAAAAGAGACCGACAACUGUUAGAAAAGAAAGCAAACACGAGAAACAGCAACCGAAGUUGCACAAAAAAAAAAUAACUUAAAUAAACACACAACCAGUUGGAUUUCACAAGCAUACACACACGUUUAUUUAUAUCGAACUCAUCGAAUCGAAUUAUUUAGAACGAGAGAAAAAGAAGAAGAAAAAAGAAUAGAGAACCGGUAGCAUUGGAAUUGAAUAUCGCCUAAAUUCGGCAUACGCUUUCAUUUCUUGUGUCGUGAAUCCGCAAACACAUCAAACUUAGAUUCUCAACAAGAGAACAUAAAUAAAAAUUUCCAAAAAAAACACCGUACUUAAAUAACAAAAAAGUGUGUAGAAACUCAGAACGAAAAAAAAAAAAAAGAAUAGGGCAAAAACGAAUGUUUAAAAAAACUCUAUGAAAAAAAAAAAAUGAAAAGCUACUUGCAUAAAUAGAUAGAAAAGAGAAAAAAAAACGAACGCGCAUUCGAAACCCGAACCAAAACCGAAAGACACAAAAACACGAGAACGUUACAAGAAGAAAAACAACACUAACGUUAAGAAACCAAACGAAAGCGCAAGAAUAAAAACCUGCAUGAGAAGAGAAGAAAAAGAAAAAACCAAUCCAGAACAGCCGUGAGAAGCCAAACUUAUUGGAUUCAAACGACAUCCAAUAACAGCAUCUCGAAAAGGAUCUCUGAACUACAGGCGCAUUGAAGCAAUAGCAAAGGCAUCGGAUCCAAAGAGGAAGAGAGAAACGGUGCUGUCAAGAUAAGACGAGAUUUCGAGAAACCAAAAGGAGAUUCCGUGAAGGCGUUCGUUACAUAAAAAGAGAAAGAACAAGCAAACGUCGAGACGACUGCAACAACAACAAAAUACAACAUAUUUUCACACAAAUAUAUCACAUACACAUCAACGCAUUAUCAUGAAGAUUUAUUUACUUAAGGACAUAUUUUCGUUAUAUUUUUUAUUAUUGAAUUGCGGUUAUUGCCAAAAUUUAGAUGAAUUAAUACCAACAUCGCAUCAUGAUUCACCGACAGUUGUGCCCAAGUUCGUGUCGAGGGGACAUUUGUACAAAGCCAUCGUUGGUGAUACGAUAGAAUUGCCGUGCAAAGUUCAAAAUUUAGGCACAUUUGUGUUGCUAUGGCGCCGUGGAUCGUCUGUAUUAACUGCUGGCCAUUUGAAAAUCACACGCGACGAACGAUUCAAAAUAGUGGACGAUUACAAUUUACAAAUAUCGAAUGUUAAAACACAAGACGCUGGCGAUUAUAUUUGCCAAAUUGGAGAUCAAGAGACGCGUGAUCAAGUGCACACGGUCGAGAUUUUAGUUCCACCAACAUUAAGAGCUGUACCACAAAAUGGACAGGUUGCGGCCCGAAAAGGUAGCACGGUUACACUUGAAUGUAAAGCUUCUGGCAAUCCAGUGCCGUCCAUCUACUGGUUCAAGAAGGAUAUUUUUGCGGGAUCAACGCAUUUGUCGGACAGUUCAACGUUGAUAUUGGAACGAGUGGAUCGUCAUCAUCAGGGUGUAUAUCAAUGUGCCGCCGAUAAUGGUGUUCGUGAGCCAGUUUCUAUGGACAUAAAUUUGACCAUUUUAUCGCCACCGGAAAUUACAGUCGAAAGAAGUUGGGUACACGCCAGCGAAGGUUAUGACAUUGAAUUGGCCUGUAUAGUACAUGGUGAUGUUACUUCCGAUAUGAUGUGGUAUCAGAACUCAUUUCUACUUGAUCCAACUGACCGUCGUUCGAUGCAAUCCAAAGGAGAUCGCUACACACUCACCAUUCGAAAUUUCCAAACAUCUGAUUUCGGAAAUUACAGUUGUGUAGCUGACAACGCUUUGGGCCGAACGAAAAAAUACAUUGAGAUAUCAGGCCGACCAGGACCAGCCGAAUUCAUUUCACCAACAUUCAGUGGUUCGCUUGAAGUAUACAAUUUGACAUGGAGCGUUGAAUCGAUUCCACCACUUGAGGAAAUUCGAUUGUUGUAUCGCCGAUUAAUGAUGAACGAAACGUAUCAACACCCAGGAAAAUGGCACGAUUUGGUAUUGAUACCAACAUUGACUCGGUCCAGUAGUAAUCAUUACGUUAUGUCGCAUGUGAUUCGUGGCCUGGAGGGGAAUUCAGUAUACGAAGCAAUAGUUCAAGCGAAAAAUCACAACGGAUGGAAUGAGAUAAGUGAUAUCCAUCAGUUUUAUACACGAAGCCACGAGCACCCGAUUCAAGUUGACGAUAUGGAAUAUAAAAUGGCCUCAUCUUCAUCGACAGCAUGUGAAUCGAUACCAACCAUAUUCACAUCCAUCUUCGGUCUAACGCUGAGCAUUCUUUGGCUGACCCUACACCAAAUUCAAUAAUUUCAUUCAAUGUGAUUUUUUCCUAUUAAAUUAAUUAAAAACAGAAACAACACACUCA